Molecule: messenger RNA, 3066 nt
Organism: Symbiodinium necroappetens
Lineage: Eukaryota; Dinophyceae; Suessiales; Symbiodiniaceae
Source: the annotation of a GenBank genome assembly
AUGCCAGAUGGUGGCGGGAAGGGCUUCGUCAAGGAAGGCCGAGAGGACACCAUCUUCGUUGGUGGGCUGCGCAAGAGCACCACAGAGGACAAGGUGGCAGGUCACUUCGCCAAGUUCGGCCAGGUGACCAACGUUGAAAUCAAGAAGCAGCCCGAUGGAACUUCUCGUGGCUUUGCCUUCGUGACCUUUGCGGAGAAGGCAUCCGUUGCGAAGGUUCUGGAAGCCCACUCCAGCCACAUGAUUGACAACAAGUGGGUGGACGUGAAGCCCCAGGUAGCUGCCGUCCCAAAGAAUCCACGUGACAAUGCCCCUGCGAAGAAAGAGAAGGAGGAGGCCAAAGAUACCCAUGAAGACUAUGAGUCGGGUUUCGCCGAGAAGUAUCUGCAGGCAGCAGCUGCCAUGCAACAAGGAUCGGGCAACAGCGAAUCCUCCAGCAAAGAAGCCAAAGACGGAGAUUCCAACCAGAUGGGAAACAUGAUGAAGGCCUUGGAUGUGGCAAUGAUGAGUAUGAUGCCCAUGAUGAUGGGCAGCUUGGACCGACUCGCGCUUGAAGAUGUAUCGGAGGUGCCUUGGAAAGCGAAGUCGUCCCCGACUGAGGCUGUGGCAGCUGCGGAUGCAGUGGCGGCUGCGGGUGCGGCGGCUGCAGCGGCUGCGGAAACUGCGGCUGCGGCAGUUGCGGCGGCUGCGGUGCCUGUGGACCCUGUGGGGCCUGCGGCUGUGGUGCUGGCUGUGGGUGCCCAGGAUGUGGAGGUUGCAGCGGCUGUGGCUGCAUGGGCUGCGGUGGCAGCAGCUGCAGUGCGGGCAGCAGCAACGCGUGCAACAGCUGUACUGGGUGUGGAGGAUCCUGCGGCACGUCAGGUGGACCGAGUUGUGGCAGUGGAGCUCCCGGCUCCGCCAGCACCGGGGCCCCGGUUGCUUAGGUUGAGUUCCCAGUCCUACCCUCUUGUUUCUCGCGCCAUCAUUUUCAGGUCAUGGCGAGGCCUGCACGGGUGCUCGCAGCACUCUUCGUGGCAGGAACUGCCUUCUGCGUGCCGCAUGCGCCUCGCGCAGCUCCACGCAGAUCCCCGCUUGCUGAGAGACGAGGAUCCCCUGAUGCGCGACCCGAGAGUUGGGGCAGCAGCGCCUUCGUGGCAUCGACACUGGGACUCGUCGCUGUCGCAGCAGCUGUUGCGCGACGUGCUGGAGACGGGUCAAGACUGGGUGGAAGUUUGUGUGAAGUGUCUUCAGGCUCGUCCUGCGUGCUGUCUUGGCUUCCAGGCGGCCUCGAAUUCAGUAGGCUUGAACGAGAUGGUUGUGUGGCUGGAACUGCUGACGUCUCCGCCCGUUCUUCAGUGGCUGGGAGUCGGUUUAGGUGUACAGACCGCUCUGCUCCUCAACACCUGCAAAGGCCUACGCGACCAAGUUAAUACUAGAUUGCCACAGUGGGAGGCGGCCUGGAACAGGCAGGUGGCCUCCCGAAAGUUCCGGAGGAUUGAAUUCAUCGCUCGAGUUGCAGCCACGCAAGCCUGGUCACAGCGGGUGGACGAGAUCCAACAGAUCAAGGACUUGGCCAAUGACGUUCUGAGGAAGCUGCAGCGAGACACCUGCGGUACUCCCGGCCUGGUCCCGACCGCCAGCACCCAGUCAUACUUUUCCACGAUCGUGGAGGCAGCUCAGGUGGCCGCGUGCAACCCCGACGAGCAGGUACCAGAAGCCUGGCGGAUCCUCCGCACAGCUGUGGCUUUGCAGAAGUGCAGCAGGUCUGCUCGUGAUGAUCGGAUGCUGGAUGUUAUGGAGGACUUUGCCGGGUUUUCCUACAAAACGGCCUUCUUCUUUCCAGGCCAAGGGGCUCAAACCGUUGGCAUGUGCAAGGAGUUGACGGAUGAGGUUCCAAAGGCAAAGGAGAUGUUUGAGACCGCCAGCGACAUCAUAGGCUAUGACCUGCUUGACCGUUGCGUGAACGGCCCCAAGGAGGAACUCGACAAGACUGCCGUUUCUCAACCUGCGAUCUUCGUGGCAUCCAUGGCGGCGGUGGAAAAGCUUCGGCUGGAGGACCCUGCUGCUAUCGACGAAGCCACGGUUGCCAUGGGUCUGUCGCUGGGGGAGUACAGUGCUUUGAGUUUUGCUGGAGCACUGAGACUGACAAGCAUGAGACGCAAGAAGAAGCACUUGGUGGUUAGCCAUUGGCCAGCGCGGGCCAUGCUCAUGUGGUUUUUCUGUGGGCUGCUGCCUCUCACGGUGCUGCAGAUUGCUGCGGAGGCAAAUGUCCCCGUACCGCAGCCUGUGCCAGUGGCACAGCCGACGGAGACAGAAGGAGAAGAAGAAGAGGACCUGAGGCUUUCACCCACAAGCGAGAUGACAAAGCCAGAUCUGUGGUAUAUCUUCUUGCAAGCAGACGCCAACGAUGAUCAGAAGCUCUCCAAACCGGAGCUUUUCAACUUCGCGGCCCACUACAAGGAAGAAAUUGAGCGGGCCACCUAUUCGAAGGUGGAUCCCAACGCCGACCUGGACAAGGAUGGCGCUCUAAGCAAGGAAGAGCUGGAGAAGUACAUGUCCACGUGGGAAAUAGAAGAAUUUCCUCAAGAGCUGGAGAGAGUUCGAAAUUUGGAACGGGAGAAGUUCAAGCUUGCCGAUGCCGAUGGCGACGGAAAGCUACAGGGUGAGGAGUUGGUGGCCAUGUAUGGCCACGGCAUUGACGAGAAAGUCCUAGAAGCAGAGGCGAAGUCGGCCCUCUCCGUCAAAGAUAUGGACAAGGAUGGGAAGCUUUCGCUGAAGGAAUUCUGGCAUGACUACCUGCGGCCGGAUGACGACCAUGACCACGAUGAAGACCCUCGUGAUCGCAACGUCACCUUUGCCGCCCUGGAUAGUAACGAGGAUGGCUCUGUCGACCUACAAGAGCUCAUGAUCUGGGAGAGCGGGCUCUUCUUCCUCGAGGAAGCCAUUGAUGGUAUCCUGCACUUCGCCGACCGCGACGAAGAUGGAGAAGCCGGCUUUCAGGAGCUCGUGGAUGCAUGGCCCGAGAUUGAAGAAGUAGGUGUUCAGCUGCCGCUGCGCGGCAUUUUUGUCCGCGCACUUGGCGAGCACGAG